Actinia tenebrosa (Australian red waratah sea anemone) is the source of this 816-nucleotide messenger RNA. RefSeq lists its product as uncharacterized. The record is from RefSeq and is a predicted model, not a curated record. NCBI's taxonomy places the organism in Eukaryota, Metazoa, Cnidaria, Anthozoa, Actiniaria, Actiniidae.
AUGGCGGACAUUUUUAGCGAUACCGAUAGUAAAGACAGCAAUUUUUUAGGGUUUACUACUGAAGAUCUAGCAGCACAAAAMGUUUCUUUAGCUGAAGAAUCAGAUAUUUCUGAGAACGAAGAAACUAGCAGUGAGGAAAGUUCGAGCGAAGUCCAUGUUUCAGAUUUUGYGCAACCAACGGGCCCCACUUCUAUGAUUCCUGCGGAUGGAUUUGCACUAGAUUUCUUCCUACUGAUGUUUCCUGAAGAUCUGUUCAACCUAAUAGUUUUAGAAACGAACAGAUAUGCAUCUCAAUGCAUAAGAGUUAAGCCUGACCAGUCUUGGUACGACACAACGGUCGAAGAGAUGCGAGCAUUUAUUGCUCUCAAUAUCUUCUUUGRUAUCAAGACCCUUCCCAAAACCCGAAUGUACUGGUCAAAAGAUCCUCUCAUCGGCGUGCCUGAAGUUCAGAAGGUGAUGAUUACUCUUGCCGAGGACCUUCUAAAGGACKACCUCUACUGCUGUGGAACGGCAAGAUCGAAUCGUAAAGACUUUCCCGAAGAGCUGAAGGACAAGAACAAGAUCAAGCGCCUUCGCCGAGGAGAGUCUUUAUUUUUACACAAAGGCAAUGUUGUAGCGACAAUAUGGAAGGACAAAAAGGCGGUAGCAUUUAUCACUUCACACUGUAAUGCUACUGGAAACGAAACAGUGAGAAGGAAACAGAAAGAUUGCACUUUCAUCGAAGUACCUUCGCUUCCCGUAGUCAAGAGCUACAACAAGUAUAUGGGAGGAGUGGACAUGGCCGAUCAACUACGACAGUACUAUAACACUACUUGA